Messenger RNA from Boleophthalmus pectinirostris (great blue-spotted mudskipper), 514 nucleotides. Its product is annotated as isotocin-neurophysin IT 1-like. The transcript has 4 exons. Gene Ontology annotation, molecular function: neurohypophyseal hormone activity. The record is from RefSeq and is a predicted model, not a curated record. Lineage: Eukaryota; Metazoa; Chordata; Actinopteri; Gobiiformes; Gobiidae. Gene Ontology annotation, cellular component: secretory granule; extracellular region. The coding region runs from base 44 to 514 and encodes 156 amino acids.
AGAUCAUUUCGUAAAGGUUGAGCUCUCUGGACCAUAAGAAAACAUGAGUGGUGUUGCUGUGACUGCGUGCCUGUUCUUUUUGCUAUCGGUUUGCUCGGCGUGUUACAUCUCCAACUGCCCCAUUGGUGGAAAGAGGUCUAUUAUGGAUGCCCCAUUGCGUAAGUGCAUGUCGUGUGGUCCUGGAGAACGCGGCCGCUGCUUUGGCCCCAGUAUCUGCUGUGGGGAGGGUCUGGGCUGCCUGAUGGGGUCCCCAGAAACAGCUCACUGUGUGGAGGAGAACUACCUGCUCACCCCCUGCCAGUCUGGAGGGAGGCCCUGUGGAUCAGAGGGGGGGCGCUGUGCUGCCUCGGGACUCUGUUGCGAUGCUGAGAGUUGCACCACAGACCAGAGCUGCCUGCCCGAGGAGGAAGUAGAAGACACUGUUGGCCAAUACGAGCCUAGCGACCCCAGUGACAUCAUCCUCAGGCUUUUACACCUGGCCAAUCACAACGCAGCGCAUAGACUGCACCAAUGA